Zalophus californianus (California sea lion) is the source of this 4955-nucleotide messenger RNA. RefSeq names its product synaptosomal-associated protein 47-like. NCBI's taxonomy places the organism in Eukaryota, Metazoa, Chordata, Mammalia, Carnivora, Otariidae. Gene Ontology annotation, molecular function: SNAP receptor activity; syntaxin binding. The coding region runs from base 183 to 1322 and encodes 379 amino acids. The transcript has 3 exons. The record is from RefSeq and is a predicted model, not a curated record. Gene Ontology annotation, biological process: synaptic vesicle priming; exocytosis; synaptic vesicle fusion to presynaptic active zone membrane. Gene Ontology annotation, cellular component: plasma membrane; SNARE complex.
UGGGCGUCCGCGCGGAGCGGCCGCUUCACGGGAUUCUCUGGGAGCCUUCCGCCCGCGUCCUCCAGGAUCCGGAGCUGGCUGACGUCUCCUCACACACCAUCUAGAAGGUCAGCGUGGGAAGGCCUGAGGCGGGGCCGCGGAGGAGGCAGAGUGGCCGUGGAGCAGACCAGCCCGGGAGCCAGAUGAGCAGAGAGGUCUGUGUGCACUCCUGGCCUUGCUCCUACUACUUAGAACCGGAGAAGCGAUGGGUUCCUGCAAAGCUUUCGUUACCUUCUCACUCCCUGAGAUCUGCAACUGAUAAAACCGGGGAGGCCCUGGUCAGCUUCUCCUUGUCUAGUGUGAUUGAGAUCAAGAAGGAGGCUUCUCACUUUGUCUUCAGUUCUAUCACCGUCCUGGAGAAGGACCACCUCAAGCACUGGUUCAGCUCCUUGCAGCCCAGUCGGAAUGCAGUCUUCAGCAUCAUCGAGCAUUUCUGGAGAGAGCUGCUGCUGUCUCCGUCGGAAGCACCGCUCCCUGUGACCAAGGGGAAGCAGCUGACUGGUCUGAUGGCCUGUUCCCAGAAUCGCCUGGAAGAGACAGCCCAAGUCCUCCACCAUCAGGGCGAGCAGCUGGGUAGCAUCACCAAGGGCCUGGACAAGAUGGAAUCUGACCUGGACGUGGCUGACAGGUUGCUGACGGAGCUGGAGUCCCCUUGGUGGCCCUUUAGCUCCAAGCUUUGGAAGAUGCCAGCAGAAACAAAGCCCAAGGGCGGCACGUCAACGGCUAGUCCCAAAGCUCUUGGAAAAGAAGGGGUAGUGGUCCAAAUUCCUGCUGUUAUCUCCCAGGGAACAGCAUCUCAUGUUAAAGCAGGAAGUCUUACCAUCCUUGUGUCCGGGUUGGAAAUCCAUGACUCGAGUUCUUUGCUCAUGCACAGAUUUGAAAGAGAAGAUAUAGACGACAUUAAGGUUCACACACCUUAUGAAAUUAGCAUCCUCCAACGGUUCAUCGGGAAGCCAGACAUAGCUUAUCACCUGAUAUCCGCCAAGAUGCCCGAGGCUGUCCCCAUUUUGGAGGUGCAGUUCAGCAAGAAGAUGGAGUUGUUAGAAGGUGGCUUGACACCCAGAAGUGCCAGCACAUCUUCCCCAGCAGAGAAGGGCUGCUAUGUCUGGCAGGUGGGUGAGUGCGCGUCGGUCUUCAGGGGCACGGCCUGUGGUACACCGUUAACGUGCUGUGUCACUGAGAGCAUCUGCUGGUUCUGUGCACCAGUGCAGACUGUCCGUUUGUUUGUAAAUGAGAACACUUCAGACCGUUUUCCUCAAUACCUGCAACCUCAGACUGUGUGAGUCCCGGAGCGCGGGUGUAUCACACACUGGACGGCUGUGUGGGUUUCCCCUGAGCUCAGCAAGGCUCAGUGGCACUUUCAGAACAGAGGAAGGCUCCAAGGUAGGCGAUUCCCCCUUUCCUCUGUGUGACUCAGGGCACCUAGCUGCCCACCCUGGUGGGUGUCCAGUCCCUCCACCCCUGACCUUGGCAUCAGUCUGGGUCAUCCCAGCCCGCCUUCCAGGGACAUGUUUAGGAAUCAGAAUCUCUGAAAACUGCAGCAUAGUUUUUGUGGGUUUGCAGGCCUCCAUUGUUGGUGAGGUGUGCUGUCCUCCGAGUGUCUCUGGGGAGCACGGAGCUGGGCAUGGCCAGGGGUCGCAAGGGUCCCAGGUCGCAGGCCCAGCCCCAGCCUCGCCCACAGCAGCCUGGGGUCAUCUGACUUCUCAGAUUUGCCGUCCUGAUGGUAUCCGGUGGCAUCUUGCUGGUGUCUUUAUUUUCAUGUCUGAUUGAUUGUGACGUGGAGCAUCUGACGCUCCUUAUUGCUUUUGGGCUUCACAUGUUUCUCUGUGGAUUGCCUAUUCUGUGGUUUUUGUUUUUUUAUUCUGCUGUGCUGUUUGUUUAGUCCAUGUUGUAGGUAUGCAUCCCUGUUGGCUUUAGAAGCUACCACCUCUGCCAGACUGUCAUUGUCCGUUACAGAAAUCCUUAAUUGGGUAAAUUCCCCUUGAGUUUGUUUCUGCACCCAUCUUAAGAAAUCCCAAAGUCAUAAAAUACCUUAUUUUCCCAUAGGUGAUCUUAUGUCUGUGUUACUGUGAUUUUUCUAACAGGCUAGUAGGCUUUCCUUAUUGACUUUGAUUGCUGGAUGUCUGUUACAAUAAGAGAUAUGUUUGCUUCUUUUUGUUCUGAAGUGAUUGAUUUCAGUGCUAAUAUGUAACCUGGUUCCCUAACACAAGAAUAUUUUGAUGUUAUUCUACAUGGCUUCACGUUUCAAAAGAAAUUUACCUGAAAAUAGAUCUGUCCCAUAAGCACCAAAAUUUUGGAAGUGUUAAUGUAAACAGUUAAUUUUUUGGCAUUUCCAGAUUUUUCUUUGGCCCUUCUCAAGGCAGGACUGGGAAGCCCGUAAAGGGGCCGAGAAGGGUGGGCAGUAGAAGGGAGCCCAAGACCCUGAUGAGGGAGGCGUCAGGCCAGGCCGUCGGUGCCCCCACCCUGCGGUUUGCCCCUGGGGGCUGGGGCUGGGCAGUGAGGGGACCUGGGGCUGUUAGGCCUGACACAGAACGCCUUCAGCCAUUGAUUCUGCUGAUGGAGAACUCCCCGUGCCAGGCACAGUGCCGGGCCCCCACAGUCCCUCUUCUCAUGGAGCUCCACGACAUUCGUGGGUUUUCUGUGUACCUGGUGGUUUUGGAGAGAGUGUUGCGUGCCAGUUGCGGGAUGCCAGCACACUCUAUGCAGGGGAUAAGAGGCUUGCUGGGCCUGCUCUGACCCCGAAUGUCCAGGUGCAGACAGGGCUGGAGAGGAGCAGGAAGUGCGUGCCAGGGCCUCUGUGGCCGUGGUCCAGCAGCAGGAGCCUAGGUGAGUGUGGAUUCCACAGGGCCCGCCAUCAGGAAGGGCACAGGCCAAGGCUGUUGACCACAGGCUGCACGUCUUCCUCAGGGAAGCCUCACAUAAAGUCAGCUGGUGCUGGGCCUUCGCCACAUCCAGAGACACGUUCUCAGCAGCACCUAGAUUCAGGAUGUGUGGCCUCGCCUGUCAGUCACAGACGGUGUGUGUGUGGAAGGAGUGGGACCACCUCCACGAUGACAGAUGGGUGUUCAUCCUGGUGCUCACUUUAGCCUCUGGGGUGGAGGGGUUCCCACAGCAUGUCUGCAUCUGCAUGGAGCAAGAGGUGCCAUGUUCCCUCGGUGAGGCCACCCUGCCCCGGGAGUGGAUGAGGGCGCAGGUGAUGAGGAGGGGAGGCAGGGGAGAGGCCAGCACGUGGGCUUGGGAGCAGAAUAGCAGGACUGCGUCUGGCUUGCUGGGGACUCCACGGGAGGCCUGGGCGGGCCCUCUCUGUCACCUCUGAUGUUUCCAGCACCUGUGUUUUCACUGUCCCACAGUGGAAAAUGCAGAAGCGGUGGGGGUGGAAAUCAUGACUUGACAUCUCAGAAAUUUACCCCGUCCUCCAGAAGCCGUGUUGGUAGCUGCGUGGCCAGCGGGGGGCAGUGUCACCACAGGACCGGGUUUGCCUUGCGUCAGUGUGGGGAAGAACUUUCCAGAGACCUCUGCAGUCCCGUGCAGUGUAGGUGGCCCGGGCAGCGACUGGCCCCAGGGGUCUCCUGGGCUUCGGAGGCUGGGAAUGACACAGGUGGCCUGCGUUCACCCUGGGGAAGAGCAGUGGAAAAUGGCUGUUUUCUUGCACAGCAUCUUUAGGGUACCCUUUACAUCUUAGCGUGGAUUCAGACUUGAGGAAGAGCUGGGAGGAGAGUCCCCCGUGGCUGCCAUCCUCACUGUCACAGCUGACGAGCCUGUCUGAGCUCUGUCUAGAUCCCCUCGUGCUUGCCGUUGCAGGACACCGUCUGGAGUCCCCCACGACGGGUGGUGUCUCCCUGGGCUCUCCUUACUCUGAAGGUCUCGACGGCGCGUAGGAGGAGUGCUGAGGUUUUGUACACCGUCUCGUGAUUGCACUCUUGUCUCAUGUUGUCUCAUGGUCCUGGGUUGAUGUUUUUAAGAAGAAGACUUCAGAGCAUGGCCCAUGCUUAGCAAUUGAUGGUAUUUUGGGUAAUUUUUGUCUUUGUUGUUUGCCAACGGCCACGUUUGAGAGAAGCUUUCUCUGACCACAUCAUUUAAGAGACAACACUCGCCCUCGGGUGCUGUUGCCCUCUGAUUGGCUGCCGUGCUCUCACACUGGGACAAGUACUGCAUCUGGACAGGACGCAACUUGUCUCUUGAUGACCACAUCUCCAGCACCCAGAACAGGCCCAGGCAUCCAGGAGCACACUCAUCUGCAUGAAAUAGUACACAUCUGGGACCCAGACUUCACCGUGCCCAGGCCGCAGUCCUUGAACCUGACACUCCCCCCUGACCCACGGCCUCAACUCAGACCACUGAGGCCAUUCACAGCACCAGCACAUCAGGCCUGUCAUGCCCCUAAGCUCUAAGCCUAACCCCAGGUUGGCUAUUGAGCAUCUCUUCCCAGAGCCUUGCUCCAAAGCACCAGGUAUCCGGGACACCCAAGCAGCAUUAAGGGACUCGGGCUGCCACCUGGAAGGAAACCGCACCAAUGUGAACUCUGGAAAGCACUCAGAGCAGAACUCUGAACGCCCAUCCCUGCGAAACUUCACUUUCUGUGCCGCCUGGCGGCAAACCCUGAGCCUGACUCCCAACCUGAUCCCACCCUCAAGACACACUGCCCGUCCCAGCUCGCCACAGUUCCCACAGACCAGGAGUGCCGUGCACCUGGGCCCUAACCCUAACCCUAACCCUAAACCUCACGUGGCUUCUGAGAGAUCUCUCCCUAGGUCCCUGGCUCCAUGCCCCAGGGAUUUGCGCCACCUAAGCAAUACUGGAGGACACAGACUGACACCACAAAGCAAAAUGCACCAUUUGGCACUUCUGAAAGCGCUGAGAGCAGGAGAGCUAUGCCUGCCGUACCCUUGGGCCCUAACCCCGACCCUAGGUGGGCU